GCGGCUCCGCCAGCGCAUUCUUCACCAAACCGGAAUAACAGAGAUCUGACAGGACGAACCACAGCCUACAGAGACAGCGCCAGACAGGGGGUUUACAGCUACACCACCCCUCAACCAGUCCCGACACACUCGGCGUCUCCCAGUGUCUCCACAAACGGGAACGUGUCGUGUUGGCGAACUUAACGGAGACUUUAAGCGGGACGGAAGGGUAGAGAAGCAGGCAUCCGGUUAGACGCGCUGGCUCAGCGGGCUGGAGUCCAACUUGAGCUGGACACUUUCGCUCAUUCUCGUCGGGAUGCGCCCUGGACUUUUUUAAACUAAAUGUACGUCGGUUUUUGAGAUGGUGAAUGAACAAUGAAUAUUUGGUAACUCUUAUCCUUGCGCUUGGUUGUUUUUGGUUAGUAACGUAGUACAUUGUAAUACAGGAAACCUGGAGCAGUAACGAAACCUCAGAUGUGAUUUAUCUACUCAGCUGGCUGGGAAAAUAGUUUAGUUUUGUUUACUGAUCACAUCAGUCCAUUGUAUAGAUUGGCUGCACAAUUUUAAAAUCAGUUUCGUUUUGUUGCUAGUGUAGUUAAAGUGAGCUUUACUGUGGUUUUAAAAGCUCUUUGCCAAGUCUCUCAUAGGGUUUGGUUUAUGUCUAUGCAUAUUUCUUGCCAGCAAACCUGUCUGAGUUCCUGACUGGUUAGAUCAUAGUGCCAGUGUAAUAAUAACAGAUUUAUAAAGGGAGAUAAAAACAACAGAACAGAUUUGAUCUCAAGCUGUUCUGCUUUUCUUUUGUAUAUAUAUAUAUAUAUAGGCUGAAUUUCCUAUGAUAGGUCUUUAUUGGUGAGGCUCAAUCUGGCUGCCAGGUGAUAUUUUCUGCCUGAAACCUUUGUGCUAAGCUGACUGAUAGCGAUGACAUUUCCCAAAAGUUGUUUUGUAUCUUCAGACUUUAUUAUCAGUUCUUGUUGCAAAUGCUGCAUCAGUAAUAUUAGCUAACAAAAGCUCAGUUUACCCCAAAAAUUAGUCACGGCAUCUUCAAUUGUGACAACAUUUUUACUAGAUAUUUUUGUUAGCCAACUUUUUCCUUUUUUUUGCUACACCUAAUGCCAGUUGACUAGAUAAGUCAAGUUACAGUCUCAAGCUCGUUCAUUAAUCUAAGUUAGUCAGGUGUAUUUUUUUAUUAAGUCAUAUACUAGGUCCUGGUGAAUACAUACACCAGGUGAGACAAGGUCAAGUUUAGUAGUCAUUAACGGAUAUCACAGCUGAAUAAAAAUGUCAGGACAGUCCAUCACGGAUCGCAUCGCUGCGGCCCAACACAGCAUGACUGGAUCGGCCAUCAGCAAAGCCGUCUGCAAGGCCUCAACGCAUGAAGUCAGUGGACCCAAAAAGAAACACCUUGAUUAUUUGAUUCACUGCACCAAUGAGAUGAAUGUGAACGUGCCCCAGCUGGCCGACACUUUGUUUGAAAGGACCGCCAACAGCAGUUGGGUCGUGGUCUUCAAAGCUCUCAUCACCACACACCACCUGAUGAUGUAUGGAAAUGAGCGUUUCAUUCAGUAUCUGGCCUCGAGAAACACACUCUUCAAUCUCAGCAAUUUCCUCGAUAAAGGUGCAUUGCAAGGCUAUGACAUGUCCACAUUCAUCAGGCGGUACAGCAGAUAUCUGAACGAGAAAGCGCUUUCUUAUAGAUUGGUAGCCGUGGACUUCACCAAGAUGAAGAGAGGUAUCGACGGGGUCAUGCGCACCAUGAACACAGAGAAGCUGAUCAAAACUUUGCCCAUCAUUCAAAACCAGCUGGACGCGCUGCUGGACUUCCAGGCCAACCCGAAUGAGCUGACUAAUGGUGUGAUCAAUGCUGCCUUCAUGCUGCUCUUCAAAGACUCCAUCCGUCUGUUUGCUGCCUAUAAUGAGGGCGUUAUCAACCUGCUGGAGAAAUAUUUUGAUAUGAAGAAAAAUCAGUGUAAAGAUGCCUUGGAAAUCUACAAGAAGUUUCUGUACAGGAUGACCAAGCUGUCAGAGUUUCUCAAAGUGGCUGAGCAAGUUGGGAUUGAUCAGGGUGACAUCCCAGAUCUCACUCAGACGACUAGAGGAUCUUACCUUGCUCCCAGCAGUCUCCUGGAAGCUCUUGAGCAGCAUCUGGCCUCUCUGGAGGGCAAGAAAACCAAGGAGCUCUCUGCAGACAACAGAGCAAACACUCUUUCCAAUGCUGUGUCGUCCCUGUCCAACACGGGAAUGUCCUUCAGCAGGAUGGAUGAGAAGGAGAAACAACAGGCCCUGGAAGAAGAACAAGCCCGUCUGCAGGCACUCAAGGACCAGCGUCUAAAGGAGAUUGGUAUGCACACCCCCUCUGCCUCCCCCAGCACACAUUCUAUGGGCAGUGCCAACAACCAUACCGCAGGCAUGGACCUAUUUGCCAACAACACAAGCCCAAUGUCAACUAACAGCAUGCCAAACCUCAACAGCGACCUGUUUGACCUCCAGCCUGCCUUCGUCCCUGCCGUGCAGAGCACUCCUAUCACCACCAACAGCAGUGCCUGGGGAGGUCUAGAGAGCAGCACUCUUCACCCCAUGACUUCCAUUCCCACCAUGAAUGUAGAUUUUGAUGCAGUAUUUGGGACUAAAACAUCUGAUAGUGACGUGAAGCCUUCAGCUGGUUAUGAUGCAUUAGGAGACUUGUUGAAACCUACAAUGACGGUUCACAGUCAGGCUCCUGUAAUGCCUCAUCAUACAGGUGGGAAACUGCUGGCCAGUGACCUGGACUCCUCUCUGGCCAAUCUCGUAGGCAACCUGCAGUUUGGGGGAAUACCAGGCAAAAAGUCUGAUAUGCAGUGGACUCAGCCCGGAGAGAAGAAGUUAACCGGUGGCACUAACUGGCAGUCGAAGACGAUGAGCAGCACCACUGCCUGGAGCCCCGCCCCCAUGCCACCUGCCGCCAUGCCACCUGCUGCCAUGCCCGUGCCACACAUGACUGGAAUGUUCUAUACUGGUUAUGCUCCUGCUCCCAUGGCGUUUCCCAUGACAACACCUCAAGUGCCUGUGUAUGGAAUAGUUCCUCCUCAGCUGGGACAGAUGGGAGGGGUUCCACUGAUGACCCAACAGCCCAUGUUAUACAACCAGACAGUUCUCAGACCCACUAACCCCUUCACCCCCAUCCCAGGAGCCCAGAUGCAGUUCAUGUAGUAGCACUUCAGCAGAUGGCUGAAGAAGAGGAUCCAACUACCACCAAAUGAAAGGAGGGAGAGGCAGACAAACAGAGAGGGAGAGAGAGCAAAUGGAGAGGAAUGUGUUUGCAUCAACAAUGCUUUACCUCAUUGUCUGAAAUGGCUCACCCAACACACAAACACACACACAGGUCUCACUAUAUUAGUGAGGGCAUCUCAUAGAUUCCCACCGCUAUCAUAUCAGGCUCACGGCAACCCCUCCCCUACCUCUAAAACUCACACAAACCCGUGAACAACGUCAGAUUAAUAAAAACACAAUUCGGCUGAUUUCUAAGCAUUUUUCACUACUGAGCACUUUGUUGUUUUUAAAAUUAGCCCUUGAAGGUAUCUAAACCUGUAUACAGCCAGACUAAAUGACAGUGUGUUUUAUUAUUCAUCUCUAGAGUGUCAUUUCUUUCCUAGGGCACUGCUUCUUCCAUAGAUUUUAUUGCGAAUCUUAAAUUACCUUGUACAGAAAAUUCUUGUUUUACUCGACAAUUAGUAUGAAUUGGAUCUGAAGCCCAGCACUUACUGUCAAUGCUUUCUUGUGCUGAUGAAAAAUGCCUUAAAGGGUAGAUGUUUCUAGAUUAUAGAUGUCACACAUGUUUAUUAGCACAAUGCUUCUCAUUUUAAAAACAAGGAACGGAUUUGAUCCCCCAAGCACUUCACACGCGCAUUUAUGUGUAACAGAAAUUUAAUGAGCUGGUCUCUGAAACGUUAAUAGUAUAUCAACAAAUGACACGUCUUUAUUUACAUUCAGUUUAAAUGGUCAAAUCUGUGUUUAUAUCAGGUUGGGGUUGCUGCUUCAGACACGGCGGUAUUAUGCAAACACCUGGAUGUGUUACUUGAGCCACAUAAAGAGCCUCUCUCCCUCACCUCCCACCUUGUUGUGUCACCCCAGGACACUGAUAAACAUAUCUGUUCCUUGUCAGCUGUGUGAGACCCCGCCCACGUCUGCAACCCACCCAGGGAAAUGAGUAAAAUGAUAACGUUAGUUGAGAGGGCGAAUAAACAUAUUCUGUUUCUGAUUAGGAGUUUGUUUUAAAGCUUUGUUUUUCGAGAAUUACACGAAUUCAGUCUGUUGCACAUUUGCCAAAUGAUGAAAUUUGUGGUUUGAGUUGUAACUACAGUAGCAAAUGGACAUCCUCACAGUAGCGAAUUUAACACACAUAUCAGUGUUUGCCAACUUUUGAACCAAAAUGAAUCGCUAAAGUCUGGAGUUUUUGUUAACAGGGUUUAUUUUUGCUUGUGCAGCCAAAGUGUUUAAUCCUUUAACCCUUUAUAGAGCGGAUUUUCAUGCCAGCCUUCAUCCCAUAAUUCCUACUGUAUUUCUUGCGUACCACAUGCAGUGAUGUAGGCUUGUAUUCUGCAUAGAUUGGCAGUAUGAUGACGUCUGCCAGUGAUUAAGUGUUUAUUUUUUUACUUUUUUUUUAAAGGGCAAAGUGUGGAGAUGUAGUUGCUGACCGUUGUGCGUGGCCAGGGAAGAUGUUACAGCCCCAGUUAGAUUAUAUUUUUGUGCAUUCAACAUUGUGACCAACAACAUAUAUGAUCAUAAGCUGAACUUUUUUUGACAGAAUAGCGCAGCUUACGUUUACUGAUGUAGCUUGGCCAUCCUUCAGUCACACAGGUUUAAUUCGGAUUUAACCCAACGUGUGUCGUACACGAAUAAGAGAGUGGAAAAAUCGUGAGCCUUUAGGGAGGGUGAAAGAUCUCGAGACAUGUUAGGGUGCUAUCAUGAGCCAGGGUUUCCAUGGUAAUCUCCAGUUUCAAUUCCUUGCGGUCUUAAAAAUCCCUGUGUUUUGGCACAGGUCGUUGAGCACAUGUUUUCCACAUUUUUUGACUCGAAACGUUAUUCAGACUUCUGCCCUUCCUGUGGUGUAGCCUACACUGUUUCUUUCUUUGAUAACCACUUACUUGCGUUUGCGUUCACGUUACUUUGCUAACUUCUUAAUGUUAGAUUAUGGUUCACCACUUGCAUGGGUUGACUGUGUUCACUUUAUCAUCAUUUAUGGCACCCUCCACGUCUACCACUGCUCAGCGUAGAGAUGUCCACCUCUCUCCCUCCCUCUAGUGGUUGUUGUUCGUUUAACCCACAACAUGCAUCAUCUUUCAUGCCAGGAUGUGUUAGUUUAAUUGGAGUUUAACGUGAUGCGAUUGUGCGCGCAAAGCAAAUACGAUAUCGGAGUGUCUCAGACUCUACUGCUUAUUUCUUCAUAUUUCCAGACCACUUAGACUGAUUUUACACGUCUAGGCUGGACUCAUUAGCCGUCCCGCAGUGCUCAGCUCAGCAGAAUCGAUGUGUCAGCUUGUGGUGCACGUCCUGGACAUCCGGUGGGGAUUGUCUGUGUAAUAAGUUGGUAUCCAGGGUCCCUUUCAUCUUAGUGUUGUCGGGAGCAGCUCGACUUCUCCGACUUUAUUAACAUGCAUGCUUUGUUUUUAGAUCCAGAUUGUGUUUUUCCUUUAGGGUAGACCGUUUGUCCGCUGAAUCGUGUGUUGUGCGCUUGUAUGUCUAGCAACACAUUUUUAUUCGUAUCUUUUUUUUUUGUUACGGAAAUUAUAUUUAGACAUUUGUAUUCAAUAAGGCUUUGUAAUCCCUGUGUAUCAGCCCGGGGUUUCAAGGCUGCUGUUUUUGCCCAUUUAUCAUCCAAUGCCAAAAAGGAGAACGCCAACCUCCGCGUUUAUGCUGAUUUCACCACCACCUGUACAUUUUUGUAUUUAUUUAUGCAGACCAUAAUGAUUUUAUGCAAAAUAACAUGCAGAAAUCUUGGGAUUGUUUAACUUGUAUUUUCUUUCAUCGUCUUUCAUUUUGUCUGAUAUAAAUAAAGUCCUUUUUCAUUCUUAA
Misgurnus anguillicaudatus (oriental weatherfish) is the source of this 6027-nucleotide messenger RNA. Its product is annotated as phosphatidylinositol-binding clathrin assembly protein. NCBI's taxonomy places the organism in Eukaryota, Metazoa, Chordata, Actinopteri, Cypriniformes, Cobitidae. Gene Ontology annotation, cellular component: clathrin-coated vesicle; clathrin-coated pit; synaptic vesicle. Gene Ontology annotation, molecular function: 1-phosphatidylinositol binding; SNARE binding; phosphatidylinositol-4,5-bisphosphate binding. The record is from RefSeq and is a predicted model, not a curated record. Gene Ontology annotation, biological process: synaptic vesicle budding from presynaptic endocytic zone membrane; clathrin coat assembly; clathrin-dependent endocytosis.